Molecule: messenger RNA, 4860 nt
Organism: Cadophora gregata
Lineage: Eukaryota; Fungi; Ascomycota; Leotiomycetes; Helotiales; Ploettnerulaceae
Exons: 6
Coding region: 1-4860 (1619 amino acids)
Biological process (GO): regulation of translational initiation by eIF2 alpha phosphorylation; DNA damage checkpoint signaling
Molecular function (GO): protein binding; eukaryotic translation initiation factor 2alpha kinase activity; ATP binding
Source: RefSeq, a predicted model, not a curated record
AUGCCGCCAACCAAUCCAUGGGGGAAAAAACCACCACAACGCAUUGCACCUUUGUCUGGGUUCCCAGACCUCAAGCACAGUAAAUCGAAUGAUGUUGCCCCAAAAGUGCAACUGCCAAAGUCACAGUAUGAGGAAAUACAGGAAGAUGAACUUAUUGCUCUGGAGGCAAUUUACGGCGAAGACUUCCGAAAGAUAGAAUCUAAUCAUGGAGCUUGGAAGAAAGCGGAACCCUGUUUCGAAAUUCGGAUCAAAUCGUCCGACGAAGAUGUUGCUAUUACCUUGAAUGUGACUCUGACCGCUACAUAUCCCAAGAGCCCCCCGUUACUGAAUAUCAAAAAUGAUGAUGGGCUACGUGAAGGGACGAAAUUCAAGAUACAGAAGGUCAUCGAGACCAAACCCAGAGAGUUGGUUACAGAAGAGCAGGCUAUGGUCAUGGAAUUAGUCACCGCAUGCCAGGAGAUUUUGGAAGAUGCCGCUCAGGCGAAAGCUGCCGGCAAGGAACUUCCGAGUUUGGAAGAAGAGCGUGCUGCUCAUGAGUCCGCAGCUAAUAAAUUAGCAAUUGAACAAAAGGAGGCCGAGGAGAGGAAGAAGCAAUUGGAAUCAAUGGAAGAGCAGCGCAUCCAAGAAUCUAUGGUCCAAGAGGAACUUAAGCGCCGAAGGGAAAGAGCCAAAGAAUCGAAAAGGAAGAGCCGACCACCCACUGAGAUUGUUCACCAGUCGUCGAUUGACACGAGCGUCAGUGGUCAAGCCCCUCAUGAAAUUCUAUCUUUUGAACAGCCAAUUAGCUUAUUGGAUGUCAACAAUAAUAUGAUCUUAUUUCAAGUUGUGGCAAGCAAAGUAUGCAUACGACGAGGCCCUGUAUCGAAAUGCUUUACUGUUCGCCCAGUCGUGGUACAAGGUGCCAGCGAUGUCCCAACACUGGUCUUGAAGCAAACCGAUUUGGACACCGAAAUCAAAGACUCGAACAAGUUCAAAGGACAGCUCCAACUGCUUGAGAAUGAACUGAAGACCCUCAAGAGUAUCAAGCAUCAGAACGUCCUCGAAAUCUUUGAUUACAAAGUCCACAGGACCAUUGAGGAGGAUGGAGAGUCUGAUUCAGCGUGGUCAGUAAGCAUUUUGACCGAAUUCGCCGAGAAAGGGUCUCUACAAGAAUUUCUUGAUAUUGCCGGAAGCUUAGGGGCUGAGAAGGUUCGGUCGUGGACUAUUGAGCUGCUUGAUGCAUUGCGUUUCCUUCAUGAAAAGGGCAUUGUUCAUGAAGAUGUACAUGCCGGCAAUGUGCUCCUGGUCCGUACGUCUAACGGUGAGGUAAUACCUAAGCUUGCAGAUGCAGGCUAUCAGAGGAAGCUACACAACCUCAGCGGUGGAAAGCAAGUGGACACCCUUUCUAUGGCCAAGUCUGCGUAUUGGUUCCCGCCUGAAAUAGCAAAUACCAAUCACCCUCAGUAUACCCAAAAGAUAGAUAUUUGGGACUUUGGUGUUUUAUUUCUACAGAUGAUUUUCGGCCUGACCGUCAUCCAGAAAUACUCCUCUCCCAUUGCGUUGGCAGAUUCUCUUGCCUUGUCCGAUUCUCUGAAUGAACUCGUACUCAAAAUGUUCAAGGCAGAUCCCAAGAAGCGACCCCGCGCAGUUGAACUUGGACCUUCUGAAUUUCUAGCGACCGAUGCACCGAUUCUGGACGAGAUGAGCAGCUCCGAAAAUCCCUCAAGGUUCGGGUCGAUAUCUUCGCUACUCCCUACGACUCCACGCCGUCAGAGACACGAUUCUAUGAAUACCGGUGGACCAUUCGCAAAAUCCAGAUACAGAGAAGACUUUGUAGAGGAAGGCCGUCUAGGCAAAGGAGGUUUCGGUGAAGUGGUCAAAGCAAGAAAGAGGCUUGACGGUCAAAUUUACGCUAUCAAAAAGAUCACACAGAAAUCUUCAGCAUCUUUGACUGAAGUACUGAAAGAAGUGCGUCUUCUGUCUCAGUUGAGCCAUCCCUCAGUAGUCCGAUAUUACAACACCUGGACCGAGGAGUUGUAUGACGGUUCCGAACUGGACGAGGAUGCUUCGACAACUGACGUUGCAACAACCGAGGAUUCUGUUAGUGACGUCUCACCAGGCACUGGUCCCAACAUCGAAUUUGGAGUCAGCACUGGAGGACUCGAUUUUAUGUCCUCAAGCGGCUACCCACAAAUCGAAUUUGGGUGUGACGAUGCGUCAGAUGAAGAGGACGAUGAAGACGAUGACGAUGACGAUGACGAUGAUGAUUCAACAAACCCAGAUGUACAAAGUCCUAAUGGUGUGGGAAACAAGCGUCCUAAUUUAGCUUUGAAGCGAACCAGAUCUGGAUCGAGGUUCCAGCGUCCCUUCAGAACUGUUCUGUACAUCUCGAUGGAGUACUGCGAGAAAAAGACGCUUCGGGAUCUGAUCAAGCAAGGUUUGCAAAAAGACCAUGAAGAAAUCUGGCGACUUUUCAGACAGAUUCUGGAAGGCUUGGCACACAUCCAUGGACUCAACGUUGUCCAUCGCGACCUGAAGCCCGAAAACAUCUUCAUCGAUGCUGCGUCAAACGUGAAAAUUGGAGACUUUGGACUGGCUACGAGUGGCCAAUACACGAUUUCCGAUAAAUCUUCAUCCGCUGCGGCUCAUAUGAGUGGAGAUAUGACGAGGAGCAUCGGAACAGCAUUUUAUGUUGCCCCAGAAGUCAGGUCAUCUGUUGGUGGAACAUACACCAGCAAGGUAGACAUGUACUCGCUUGGCAUCAUAUUCUUCGAGAUGUGCUUUCGACCUCUCAUUCCUGGUAUGGAUCGUCAACGGGUGGGUGAAGGGUUGAGACAAAAGCAACCGGUUCUCCCAUCUGAUUUCAAGCCGUCUGAGAUGCCAGCACAAGCAGAUAUUGUACUGUCUCUCCUGCAUCACAGCCCCAAAGAUCGGCCGUCCAGCUCAGAGCUCCUGAAGAGCGGCAAACUCCCAAUGCAGAUGGAGAACGAAACUAUCCGUCAAGCCUUGGCUGGCCUCACAGACUCCAAAUCGCCGUACUACGAUAAGAUGAUGCAAGCUUUGUUUUCGAUACCAACAAAUCAAGCCAAAGACUACGCCUGGGAAAUGGGUGUGGUAAAUCACAGUUCGAGCGAUCUUCUGCUGCAAGGUCUUGUGAAGCAAAAGUUGAUAUCGAUUUUCAGACAUCACGGAGCGGUAGAAACUCCUAGAACUGUCUUGCUUCCUCGUUCAGGUCAUUACGGAACCAACGCAGUUCAACUCCUUGACGAAAGGGGUACACUGCUACAACUGCCAUACGAUCUCACCCUUCCGCAUGCACGAGCUAUUGCUAAGCACGAUCCGCCUGUUGAACGCUCUUUUGCAUUUGGUCGGGUCUUCCGAGAUCGAGAAUCUGGCGGGCAACCACUUACAUUCGGUGAAGUAGACUUCGAUAUUGUGUCCAACGACACCCUGGACUUGGCACUCAAGGAAGCUGAGGUUAUCAAAGUCCUAGAUGAGAUUGUUGGAAGCUUUCCUUCACUUGCAGCAACGCAAAUGUGCUUUCACUUGAAUCACUCAGAUCUCCUAGGCCUCAUAUUUGACUUCUGCAGGAUUGACCCUAGCAUUCGUCAGGCUGUUGCAGAUACCCUUAGCAAGCUCAAUGUUGGCUCGUGGAGCUGGCAGAAGAUACGAACGGAGCUUCGAUCACCCCUGAUUGGCGUUUCAGCACCCAGUCUUGAUGACUUGCAACGCUUUGACUUUCGUGACACUCCCAACAAAGCAUUCUCAAAACUGAAAACCCUUUUCGAAAGUACUGACAGUUUCGAGAGAGCGUCUUCUUCUAUUGCUCAUCUACGAGAUGUUAUCGAGUACACUAAGCGAUUCGAGGUUCGCAGUAAGAUCUACAUCAACCCUCUUGGGAGUUUGAACGAGAAGUUCUGCAAAGGAGGCGUGAUAUUCUCUUGUCUGUUCGACCGCAAGAUCCGAGACGUGUUUGCCGCUGGUGGACGAUAUGAUAGCUUGGUCAGAGAACAUCGGCAUAAAACUGGGAGCAACUCAGAAGCAAGGCAUGCUGUUGGGUUCAACUUAGCUUGGGAGAAAAUGGCUCGUCUUCCAAAGGCAAGCGCGAAGGGCUUCCUGAAGAAGGCAGAGGAGGAUGUACAUGGGAUUUGGAAUACGAAAAGAUGCGAUGUUCUAGUUGCGAGUCACGACGCUGCAAUAUUACGAAGUGUCGGUAUUGAUAUCGUUCAAACCCUAUGGCGGAACGACAUCAGCGCUGAAUUAGCUCGAGACUCCCGGUCCCCAGAAGACUUACUUUCCAAAUAUCGCGACGAUCAGCACUCCUGGAUUGUCAUCAUCAAGCAAGACUCAAUUCUAAAGGUCAAAAGCCAAGAUAGAAAAGAUGUCUCAGAUGCAGACAUCCCUUCUACUCAGCUCCUAGCCUGGCUCAACGGCGAGAUCCGCGAACGAGAUCAAAGAAACGGCACACACCAUCGAGUAAGACUACAGCGCCACAGUAGCCAUGCCGAUGCAUCCCCCGAUCAUGAACAAGUUGUCCAAGUUCUAGUGGCAGGAACGAAAAGCAAGAAAUCCAAUCGCCGUAACAUUAUCGAGCAAGCUCAAGCACGAGCUGGCUCAGUUGUCCAUGAGUUCCUCGACGGGCCAAUCGCUGCUAUCGAGACUACCGAUCAAGUCAUGGAUUUAAUACGAGGAACCAGGCUUUCUGAUCCAGAAAGCUGGAGACAGGUUACGCAUGCUGUUCAAACUGCGGAGAGGAGAUAUCUUGGUGAAGUGCAUGAUCUGAUGACUACACUGGCACACCAGAAUAAGGACAUCACGAGAAACUCGUUCAUCUACAACUUCAGAACGGGAAAGUGCAUCUACUACGAUCUGGGUGCCUGA